Molecule: messenger RNA, 1779 nt
Organism: Danio aesculapii
Lineage: Eukaryota; Metazoa; Chordata; Actinopteri; Cypriniformes; Danionidae
Product: E3 ubiquitin-protein ligase TRIM39
Exons: 6
Coding region: 1-1596 (531 amino acids)
Molecular function (GO): zinc ion binding; protein binding
Source: RefSeq, a predicted model, not a curated record
AUGGCAUCCUCCAGUAGUGUUCUGUUUGAGGAGCUUCACUGUUCAGUGUGUCGAAAUGUGUUCACUGAUCCAGUCAGCACUCCAUGUGGACACAACUUCUGUAAGAGCUGCCUGAGCAAGAGCUGGGAGAACAGUCAGAACUGCAGCUGUCCAUUGUGUAGUGAAACAUUCAGUAAAAGACACAAGCUCAAAACCAACACAACACUUAGAGACAUCGUGAAGCUUUUUGAUGAAAGGUAUAGCCUGCGAAUAUCUGGGGUUCUCUGUGACAUCUGUGAUGGGAGAAAGAUGAAAGCCCUGAAGUCCUGUCUGACGUGUCAGACCUCUUACUGUGAAACUCACCUGGAGCCUCAUCUGAGAGUCCCGAACUUCAAGAAACACAAAAUUAUGGAGCCUGUGAAGAAUGUAAAAGAAUAUAUAUGUCAGAAACAUGACAUACCUCUGGAGCUGUUCUGUAGAGAUGAUCAGAUGUGUGUUUGUGCGUUAUGCACUGACGGAGACCACAAGACUCACCACACUGUUCCUCUAGAGGAGGAGAGUAAAGAGAAGAAGAUUCAGAUGAUAAAGACUCAGAGAAAUCUGCAGAAGAUGAUUGAGGACAGAAUUAAGAAGAUUCAAGACAUCAAACACUCAGCAGAACAUAGAAAAAAAAGCACAGCACGAGAGAAAGCAUCCACUGUUAGGCUCUUUGGUGAUCUGCUGUGCUCCAUUGAGAGAUGUCAGGCCGAGCUGCUGGAGAUGAUGGAGGAGAAGCAGAAAGCAGCAGAGAAACAGGAUGAAGAGCUGAUUCAAGAGCUGCAGCAAGAAAUCAGUGAGCUGAAGAUGAGAAACUCUGAGAUGGAUCAUCUCUCACACACUGAGGAUCACCUUCAGCUCCUACAGAUUUACCCAUCCAUAUGCAGCCCUCCACACAGCAGGAACUGGUCUGAGAUCAGUGUAAACACUGAUGUGCGUGUGGAGAUGCUGAGAACAGCACUGACUCAACUGCAAGAAACUCUAGACAAUAAACUAAGUGAAGCUGUGUUGAGGAGGAUGCAGCAGUAUGCAGUGGAUGUAACUCUGGAUCCCGAUACAGCUCAUCCAUGUCUCAUCCUUUCUGAUGACGGGAAACAAGUGAAAGAUGGAGAUAUUAAUCCAAAUAUCCCAAACAACCCAGAGAGGUUUGAUGAUUUUGUUUGUGUCCUGGGGAAAGAGGGAUUUUCCUCAGGAAACUUUUAUUUUGAGGUGAAGGUGAAAGGAAAGACUGAGUGGGAUUUAGGUGUGGCCAGAGGAUCAGUGAACAGAAAGGGAAGAAUCACAAUGAGUCCUCAGGAUGGAUUUUGGACAGUGGCUCUGAGAAAAAAGAAUAGAUAUUGGGCUUGUCCUUGUCUCCCGCUGUCUCUGAGACUGAAGCCGCAGACAGUGGGGGUGUUUGUGGAUUAUGAGGAGGGUCUGGUCUCUUUCUAUGAUGUGGAGUCCAGAUCUCACAUGUACUCUUUCACUGGUCAGUCUUUGUUUUUUCAGUCUGAGAAACUCCAUCCUUUCUUUAGCCCAUGUCUCUAUGAAGAAGGUAAAUAUUCAGCUCCGUUGAUCAUCUCACCUGUUAAUUUCAGUUAGUAAACAAACAGCCCGCAAAAAAAAAAAGAUUCAUUUGUACUAAGAAUUUAAAUCUGCAUGUUUGUUUUUUACAUUAUUAUUUUGUUCUUUGACAUUGGUAGAUCCUGUAACUACAUUAUUUUUCUGCAAAAUCAACAAACAAAAAAUGCUAUUUAUUUCCCUGAAAGUUAUUUAUAUUUCAUA